This is a messenger RNA of Culex pipiens pallens (northern house mosquito), 963 nucleotides long. RefSeq lists its product as uncharacterized. The record is from RefSeq and is a predicted model, not a curated record. The transcript has 3 exons. NCBI's taxonomy places the organism in Eukaryota, Metazoa, Arthropoda, Insecta, Diptera, Culicidae. Bases 1 to 963 code for a protein of 320 amino acids.
AUGAAUGCGGAGCGAUUUUACAACGAUCACCAACGGUUCAUGACAGUUGGUCACUAUAGAUUGGCUGUGGUAGCCGAUUUGAGUUGCGAUUGUAGUGAUGAAUUAAUCAAUUUUUCCUCAGAAAAUGAGUACUUUAACGGGUCAUAUCGAUGGUUAUUAUUUUCGGAGUUUAAUAUGAGUAAAACAAUGAAUACUGUAAGAAAACAGAAUUUGAAUAUCGAUUCUCGUGUAACGGUGGUGGUUGAGACCAUUGAAGAAAAUUUAGAGUUUUUUGAAAUUUUUGGCACGGUACGCCGACGAGGAGGUAGGACGCAUGUGACGAAAGUUGGAUCCAAGACGAAAAGUAGUGGCAUAGUUUGGACCUGCACUACGAACUCAUAUUAUGUGCGAGAUGAUCUUGGAGGGGUGACAUUGCAAGGGGCUGUUGCGAUUUUGCAGAGAACAAAUGUUGAUGUCGUUCAUGAAUUAUAUGAAAGAAAGGUACUUUCGCAUGAAUUUGGUUUUACAAAUAUUAGUAUGGGAAUAUCUUUGGUCAAAAAAGGUGGAUAUGCCUUUCACUGUGACAAUUCGUAUGGAAAUACUUUUAUCAUGAGAACAUUUUCCGAUCAUGAAAUAUGCGAGUUGCAAGAGAUGAGUCUGUUUCCGCCUCGAGCAGUUCACCUUAACGUACCGAAAGGAAGCCCAUUGAAGGAAAUAUUUCGCGUUACGCUGAGACGACUGCUGGAAAUAGGGCUAGCCGAGUAUUACCAAAGAAAAUUGUUUAUGAAAAGACCACCCUGUCUGAAGCAGAACACUGCCUCCGUGCAGGUUCGGCUUGAAGAUAUUGAGGAUCUCUGUAUUUUGCUGGCGAUUGGUGCUUCUGUUAGUAUUGCAAUUUUAUUGAUAGAAAUAGUUGAGUUUCGCGUGCGAAGGUACUGGGACAUAAAACAGUUCGCAAAGCAUUACACUGGAUGGUUGGAUUAA